AUGAGCUCUACUACAGAUUAUCAACCCACCAGAUUAACAACAACACUUUCAACUGCACUAACUACAAUCACCAAUUUAAGUUCUACAACACCAUGCGCCCAUGAACCAAAUAAUUGUAAUUCACCGUUAACGAUUUCUUUGGUUUCAACUGCCCUAUGUGUCCUGGUCAUUAUUCUGUGCCUGCUCAUCGUCUGCAUCGUCAAAACCUACAGGCUUAGGGGGAUGGAAAAGGAGGAUUCGAAACCAUGUAAAGCUAAAAAACCAGCGCCAUCUGUUGAUGACUUGAACAAAAAUGCAUUUACAUCGGCAGAAGCUCAACUUGAGAUGACAGAUGAGGUAUGCAGGGUGAAUCAAAAGAAGACGCUUAAAACAAAACCAAGGAUAACUCCACAUAUACAACCAGUAGCUGCACAACAGCAAAUACAUCCUGUUGACAGUCUUCAAAUCAAACCCGAUGUUACACGAACACCACACAAACAAGAUAACAAUUUACAGUCAUCGGCCGAAGAAUACGAAACUGUUCUCUUUAACAAGCUUAACCACAAAUCACGUAGACUUGAUGGGAUCGAUCCAUCUACACCCACUCAAGCAAGCAGUUCAGAUGAUGAACACAAUGAACAAGAAGCGAUUUACAUGAUUCCUGAAAGUGACUUGUACCAGAAUUGGGAUGUGCCAGUUGAUUCCCCAAAAGUUACCGACCCCUAUAUAAACCAAGCGAUAGUAAAUGCUAAUACAAAUGACAACGUUUACUUGGUUAUGAAUAAAUGUUAG
Molecule: messenger RNA, 771 nt
Organism: Owenia fusiformis
Lineage: Eukaryota; Metazoa; Annelida; Polychaeta; Sabellida; Oweniidae
Source: the annotation of a GenBank genome assembly